Molecule: messenger RNA, 2511 nt
Organism: Dovyalis caffra
Lineage: Eukaryota; Viridiplantae; Streptophyta; Magnoliopsida; Malpighiales; Salicaceae
Source: the annotation of a GenBank genome assembly
AUGGCACGGAAAGGUACUCAACAAAGGAAUGGGGUGGAGCGCCAUUCAUCAAAUCACAAGAAAAAGGUUUCAGAUUCAGAUAAGAAUGGAUGGGGAAAAGGAAGUGAAACGAAGGUUUACCCUGGAGAUGAACUCCCGAAAGGCAAUCAGCCAAGUAGUCCGACAGAUAGAGCGAGGAAAACAGCCCAUGUUAAAGGUGAGGAUGAUAUUAAGAAAAAUUCUGGAAAUUUUCAGAGAAAAGAGAAUCAAGAGAUAGAUGAAGUGCUGGAUGUUGAGGAAUCUGCUGCUUCUAGGAUUAACUCAAUGGACUGCAGCAGUCCUUCGGUGGAAACUCCCAGUGUAACAGACGAAAAUGGAAAAUUACCUGGCAUUGAAAGUGGUCCAGAGCAUACAAAAAGUGGAUUCGGCCCCUUGCUGAAUGGUUUGCGUAUGAAAAAUAUGAUGCAAAAUUUGGAGCUUUCAAGCAAUAUGGUGAUUGGAAACUUGAGGGCAUCAGCUUUGUCCAUGUUGAAGGUUGCAGGGGAGUGGCUGGAGAGGCAGGGGCCACUUUUUGAUUCUCUAAAAACCAAUAUAUAUACUGCUCGUGAAUAUGUUAAAUUGAACAUUGCGAAAGCAUAUCCUGUUGUUUUAAAAUGGCUCUUGCAAUUUGGGAACAUUUUGCUUCUUCUGUCAAUGGUUUGGUUGGACUGUACUCUCAGAGGCAUGGAUUCCUUUCUACGGUUGGGGACAACAUCCUUUUUUUCAGUCAUAUGGUGUAGUAUUCUGUCAGUUAUUGCCAUGGUUGGAAUAUCCAAAUUUCUUAUUGUGCUGGCCAUAGCUGCAUUUGUGGGGGUUUUCAUAGGUCUAAUCCUUGGACUUUUGAUAGUUGCCCUUUCUGGAUUGGUUUUCCUGUGGUUCUAUGGAAGCUUCUGGACAACAGUAUUUGUUGUUAUCAUCAGCGGCUUGGCAUUCAUGUUCAACCAGGAACGUCUCACGCUCUUGAUCACCACCGUAUAUUCCACAUACUGUGUGUGGUCAUAUGUUGGAUGGCUUGGUUUACUUUUGGCUUUGAAUCUAUCAUUUAUCUCAAGUGAUAUUCUGAUAUACUUCCUAAAGAAUAACAUUAACCGACAGAGAAGAUCUGAUAGAACCUCUGAACAUUCUGCGGGAAUGGAAGGUCGUCCGGGCUUCUUCAAUGGGGACUCCUUUGAAACUGGACCGGGUUUAUCAGCAGAUCGUGGCCCGGGAAUACCUUCAACCAGUGGGACUGAUUCAGAGUUGACUUCUGAAGAAGAAGUUGUUCGGUUAUUGAGCUGUGCUGAUCACUACUCUGUGUUGGGUUUUUCCCGGCAUGAGAAUGUGGAUGUUUCUGUUCUGAAGAGAGAGUAUAGGAAGAAGGCUAUGCUGGUUCAUCCUGACAAGAACAUGGGCAAUGAGAAGGCUGCAGAGGCUUUUAAGAAACUUCAAAAUGCGUACGAGGUGUUACUUGAUUCCUUGAAGCGAAAAGCAUAUGAUGAUGAAUUAAGAAAGGAAGACUUGCUGAACUAUUUCCGUAGGUUUCAAAGCACUUCACAAAAGAAUGGAGAGCAUGGUUUCUUUGCCUCUGGGUUUGCACAUUCAGAGGCUGACGGGGAUGACCCUUUUGGAGAAUCAAGGCGAAUAGCUUGCAAAAGGUGUGGCUACUUUCAUCUCUGGGUGCAUACCAAGAAAUCAAAAUCUCAAGCAAGAUGGUGCCAGGAAUGCAAAGAAUUUCAUCAAGCAAAAGAUGGAGAUGGAUGGGUUGAGCAGUCUUCACAACCCUUCCUUUUUGGAUUACUGCAGAAGGUUGAUGCUCCCACUGCAUAUGUUUGUGCAGAUAGUAAGAUAUAUGAUGCUACUGACUGGUAUAUUUGCCAGGGAAUGAGAUGUCCAGCCAACAGUCACAAGCCAAGUUUUCAUGUAAACACCAGUUUAGCCUCCAAACACAAUACCGGCAAGGGAUCAAGUUCAGGACAAAGAAGUGGUCGGAUGCCAACACCUAAUAUGGAGGAAACCAUGACAGAAGAAGAAUUCUUUGAAUGGUUACAGAAUGCAGUGCAAUCAGGCGUGUUUGACAGCUACAGUGCUGGUACCUCGACUGAGAGCCCAUCAGCCAAGGCUGGAAAUGCUCCAAAGAGUGGCGGAGGUGGUAGUAGCAGUGGCAACAAAAGGAAGAAAAAGGGGAGGAAACAAUGGCUUCAACUCCAAGAGAGGUCUGUGAUAUUUACUAAUUUGAAUGAAGGCCUGAGGAAAUGGGUUGAAGAGAGUUUUCUAUGUUUGGAAUCGGAUGUGGGGAAUCUACCUCAAACGAAUAGAUUGCCCGCAAAUAUGGCAGUGACACUCAACACAGUUUUUAAGUCGCCUCUUUCAGAUGACAUUCAGUUGGCUGCUUCUCUUACUGAUGUUAAAAGGCUCUUUAAGCUUGCUUCAAAACCCUCUGCAAUUGUGAGAAAAAUUUCUACAACGUUUUGUUCCAGAAAACAGGCUUUCGUGGGUGCUGUUAACCAACUUUAA